Messenger RNA from Arabidopsis thaliana (thale cress), 930 nucleotides. RefSeq names its product Nucleic acid-binding proteins superfamily. The transcript has 8 exons. The coding region runs from base 1 to 930 and encodes 309 amino acids. NCBI's taxonomy places the organism in Eukaryota, Viridiplantae, Streptophyta, Magnoliopsida, Brassicales, Brassicaceae. The record is from RefSeq and is marked reviewed.
AUGGCGUCUACUCUUCUGAAUUCUUUUGUUUAUCUGAGGGAGAUUAAUCCUGCUCUAGAACAAUACAAGAUUAAAAAACGCGUGGUUAGGCUUUGGAGAUUGUUUAAAUCUAUAGAGAUGGUUCUGGUGGAUGGAGAGGGAACAAGAAUCCAUGCGUCCAUCGAAGAGGGAUUGGUUAAGAGGUUUCAGCACCAGCUUGUUAAUGGUGAAAGUAGAAUUAUCGACACUUUCAGUUUUGUUGAUUAUGACGAUGUACUUGGACAAAUCGUUGAUGUGUGGGAAGUCAAUAGCGUUAAAGCGAAAGGCAAAGAUACUGUUAAAUUGAGUUUCGAAUUACAGGAUUUGGGGUUACCGCCUGGACGUGAGGAUUUGAUCCAUGUAGACUGUGAAGUUAAAACGAACAGGCUGCGAAUCUGUUUCGUCGAGGCUAUGCCUAAAUGGUACUAUAUUGCAUACAAAGUAUGUGGUAAGAAGGUUCAGCCGUAUCCACAGGGUUCUCAUGGCGACGCUAGUCCUAUCUACAGUUGUGGUGUAUGCGAUUGUGACGUUACUAACGUUAAUUAUAGGUAUAAGCUCAUUCUGCGUGCUUCUUAUGGAGCUUCGCCUGAGGUUAAAUUGCUCAUCUUUGAUGGGUUGGCUCAACGUCUUAUUGGUAAAACGACUGCUAUGCUGUUUGCCGAAGUUCCAGAGUCGGACCCUUCUAUUUUAUCCGACGUUCUUGCUGAUUUAAUGGGAAAAAUCCAUGAGAUGAUCGUUGUGAGUAAUAGUGUAUGUGAUAUCAUCAAGUCGAACAUUGAGAUGAUAGAGUCGUCCACUGUGGAUGUCAGUCUUUCUACAGAUAAAAGGGUCUUUGAUGACUUGAAACCGAAACCGGACACGGGUAAAAAGGUGUUUACAAGAAAGAAGCCCAAACUCGAGAAGCUUACUUAA